Huiozyma naganishii CBS 8797 is the source of this 1422-nucleotide messenger RNA. It is a transcript of the gene COQ1, whose product is annotated as trans-hexaprenyltranstransferase. Gene Ontology annotation, molecular function: prenyltransferase activity. Lineage: Eukaryota; Fungi; Ascomycota; Saccharomycetes; Saccharomycetales; Saccharomycetaceae. The record is from RefSeq and is a predicted model, not a curated record. Gene Ontology annotation, biological process: isoprenoid biosynthetic process; ubiquinone biosynthetic process. The transcript has a single exon. The coding region runs from base 1 to 1422 and encodes 473 amino acids. Gene Ontology annotation, cellular component: transferase complex.
AUGUCUCGGAUUAGGCUUCUCGUGCGGGACGGCAACAGAGGCAGCCAGCGGAUGAAGUCCUCCUUCACGGUAGCUCUACAGACAGCAAGCAAGCUGGUUACGCCGCCGCUGAUGCUCAGAAACCCGCUAUCUCUCGUGUCGACAGAGAUGAACACGCUGGCGAAAAACAUAAUGACGCUCAUUGGAUCCGGGCACCCAACUUUGAACAAGAUGACCGGUUACUAUUUUGAGACGGAGGGGAAAAGAGUUCGGCCCUUGAUUGUAUUACUACUAUCUAGAGCGCUGGGUCAGAUACCUUUAGAGGAAAGAGAUAACGUCAAGAUAGACUACACGGAUUUCCCUACAAAUAAAAUCGACCCCACCACCAUCAGAGAGAAAAUUCUAAGUGGUGCACCCGUGGCCAAUUUCUCCCCGCUCAAAGUGCUGCAUGGAAUAACGCCUUUGAACCCGUUGACACAAGGGGCUGUGCCCUUACCGGAGGAGGUGUUUGAUAAGGAGAGAGGGAUCUUACCAAAGCAGAGAAGGCUAGCGGAAAUUGUCGAAAUGAUUCACACCGCGUCCCUUUUACACGAUGAUGUCAUCGACCAUGCCUUUACGCGCAGGGGUAAACCCAGUGGGAAUGCAGCAUUCACAAACAAGAUGGCUGUGCUAGCGGGUGAUUUUCUACUAGGGAGAGCGACUGUGUCAAUCUCUAGGCUAAGAAAUCCAGAAGUUGUCGAAAUAAUGUCGAACAGCAUUGCAAACCUUGUAGAGGGAGAAUUUAUGCAGCUGCAUAACACUGAUAACGAAGACCCAAGGAGCCAGUCGCAAUUGCAUUCUUUGAUCCAGAGGGUUCUACCUACCCCAACUAAAAAACUGGAAACACAGGCACAUGAUUACAGGGUCCCCACCAUUGACGAAACCACCACAACUCACGAAGAAAAGGUAAACAACGCGUUGCAAUAUUACACGCACAAAUCGUAUCUAAAGACAGGCGCUUUGAUAUCAAAUUCUUGCAGAGCCACUGCAAUUUUAUCUGGUGCUAGACAGCCAAUAGUGGAGAACUGCUUCCAGUUUGGUAGAAACUUGGGAUUGUGCUUCCAGCUGGUCGAUGAUUUGCUCGAUUUCACAGUAUCCUCCAAGGAAUUGGGGAAACCGAGCGGAGAAGACUUGAAGUUAGGAAUUGCAACAGCCCCCGUGCUGCUUACUUGGAGAAAGGAUCCUACAUUGGGCCCAUUGAUCAAGAGGCAGUUCUCGGAGCCCGGUGACGUGCAAAGGGCGUUUCACGCAGUGAAAACGCACAACGGGAUCGAGGAGACCAGACAACUCGCUGAGGAGUACAGGAACAAAGCUUUACAAAACUUGAGGGAAGCAUUGCCCGAAUCCGACUCGAGGUCUGCAUUGGAAUUCCUGACAAAUGCCGUUUUGACGAGGAAGAAAUGA